Messenger RNA from Diatraea saccharalis (sugarcane borer), 465 nucleotides. The record is from the annotation of a GenBank genome assembly. NCBI's taxonomy places the organism in Eukaryota, Metazoa, Arthropoda, Insecta, Lepidoptera, Crambidae.
AUGAUUAUUAACAUCAUUAAUUUCAGGGUGGACCUAGACACGUUGGAAAUACGGGCACGGGUUCAGUUCCCGCAUUUGCACUUCGUAGGAAAGUACAGUGUUGAUGGCCAGAUCUUAGUCGUGCCUCUCAAGGGGAAGGGUACCAUGACAUCUGAUGCUGUGAAAGCUAAUGCUGAACUAGUGUUGAAAGCCAAAACGGAAAAGCGGGGCGGUGUCGAGUACAUAAAAUUCACCAGUUUGCAGACCAACAUCAGCGUCAAGGACUAUCAUAUACGGCUGGAAGGACUAUUUAAUGGAGACAAAGUUUUAGGUGAUGCAACUAACGAAGCUAUCAACCAGAACAGAGGCGACUUCAUGCGCGCAGCGAAACCUUAUGUAGAAGAUACUGUAUCAAAACUAUUUUUGGGCAUGGCAAACAAAAUAGUUGAUGGUAUACCGUUCAGCGAUGUGUUUCCCGCGCCGUAA